GUCUAGGCAGCAAUCUGCGUUUACCAGAUGAAAAUAUUUCAUUAGCUAGCUUUAAUGAGUUCGUGUGCUAAGAACCUCUUUCUGUUGGGCGACUGGAAUACGUAGUUCUAGAGCAAAUACGUGUGGGAUAAAUUUCAAACUUCCCGCUGCACUUACCGCCCUGGUGUAAGCUAACGCCAAGCAGUCAUGCUAACUGGCUUCUAAGGUUAGUUUCCUCCCCAAAAAAAGCCGUACGAGAGAAGUCUGUUGCUGGUCAGGCAAAAUAUGCAGACCACCGACAUUGGCUCGAAAGAAGAUGGUAAAGUUUGGCAUCGCAAACCAAAUCCAUCAGUAAGCAACGGCGUAAUCGUCAGUGUUGUUCGGAGUAACACCCAUCAUCAACACAAGACGGUGCGGUUCCUGCAUGUGGCAUUUGACACAACAGGAGAGUCAUUCCUCGCUGGUGACCAUCACGGGAAUAUCUAUGUAUUUGACAUAAGUCGCAACAGAUUCAAACUGGUUCAGAAAACCGGACAGGCAUGCACUGCCCUUGCAUUCAGUUUGCGCAGAACUACGGAGUUCCUAGUUGCACUGGCUGACUACUCUAUAAAAUGCUUUGACAAAGACACUAAAGAGCUGGUGAGCUGGAUGAGGGGGCAUGAGGGGGCAGUGUCCAGCAUAUCAGUCCACAGCUCCGGGAGAUACGCCAUCACCACCUCCUCAGACACCGCUCAGCUCUGGGACCUGGACACCUUUCAGAGGAAGAGGAAGCUCAACAUACGCCAGUCUGUGGGCAUCCAAAGGGUUUUCUUUCUACCUCUGAGCAACACUAUCAUCAGCUGCUUUAACGAUGGCUCCAUUUUUGGCUGGGAGAGCGAUACUCUUUUCUGCAAGUUCCAGCUGUCAGCACCUCAGGAUGGACCCAAAAUACACUACAAAGCUUUUGCUGUUACAAGGGAUGGGAAGACCCUGGCGGCUGGCGGCCGUGCCAACCUGCUGCACCUGUGGUGCCUGGAGAGCAGACAGCUGAUGCGAGUGGUGCAGAUGCCACCUCGCGUCCGGACCGUGCGCCAACUGGAGUUCGUACCCGAUAGCUUUGAUGGAGGAUCCAGCCAGAUCCUGGGGGUGCUGAGCCAGGAUGGCACCAUGCGCUUCAUCAACAUCCAGAGCUUCAAGCAGCUCUUCCAGAUUGGCUCCAUGGACGAGGCCAUCACCAGCGUGGCCAUCUGCCCCAAGGGACGCCACAUCGUGGCCAUCAUGGACAGUGGCGCGCUCAACAUCUACAGUGUCCAGGGUCUCACACAGGAGGUCAACAAGCCGCCGCAGCCACUGGUGAAGGUGGUGUCUCAGGACCCCUCAUCGGACUGCUCCGGGAUGCUGGUGAAGGUGCGAGGGGGGGCGGUCCAGAGACCCAGGAGCUCUAGGGGCCGGGUCAAAGCCAAGCUGGUGCGCCCCCCGGUGGGCUUCACUGGUGACGACAAAGAGAAUGAUUUACCAGGUGGAUUGAGCAAGAAGCGACUUCUCGGUUUGCUGAAGGCUUUUGGGGAAUAUCCAGCUAAAUACAGGAUGUUUUUGUGGCGUUCGCUACUGCAGCUCCCGGAGAAUCAGGCAGCGUUCAGCAGCCUGAUGGCUAAAGGGGUCCACCCUGCCUUCCUGACACUGCAGGAGCGCUAUCCCAUUAAGAGCCAGAAGCUACAGAGGGGUCUGCAAAGGCUCCUGUCUGCUCUGGCUCACUGGUCGGCCAUCUUUGGCGAGGCUGACUACCUCCCCCUGGUGGCCUUUCCGUUCGUCAAGCUCUUCCAGAACAAUCCGCUCAUCUGCUUUGAAGUAGUGGCCACUGUCAUCGUGAAUUGGUGCCAGCACUGGUUCGAGUACUUCCCCAACCCUCCGCUGAAUGUUCUGAGCAUGGUGGAGAAUGUGCUGGCCCACCAUGACAAGGAGCUGCUGCAACACCUGGUGGACAGACACAUCACAUCACAGCUGUAUGUGUGGCCGCUGUUGGAGACUCUGUUCUCUGAGGUGCUGACGAGGGACGAGUGGCUUCGUCUGUUCGAUAACGUCUUCUCCAACCCCCCCGCCUUCCUGCUCUUCGCCACCGCCGCCUACAUCACCUGCUGCAGAGCCCAGCUGCUGGCUCUCACUUACAGGGAGGAUUUUGAGUACUUCUUCCACCACCGCAACAACUUUGACAUCGGCAGCAUGAUCCGGGAGGCGUACCGCCUGAUGGAGGCCACCCCUGCAGAGGUGCUGCCCCGCCCCACGCUGACCGCCUUCGAGCCCCUGCUGCGCGGCCAGUACCCCGUCUUCAACAAGUACCCCACCUUCAUCGUGGAGUACCAGUCGCAGGAGCGCGAGCGCAUACGGCAGCAGGAGGCCCAGUACCUCCUAGAGAGGCAGGCCCUUCAGGACUUGCGUGCGGAGGCUGUGCGUCAGCAUGCGGAGGAUGAGGCCUGGUACGCCCAGCAGGAGCUACUGCAGCAGGCAGAGACCCAGAGAAGACACAUCCUACAGCAGGAGGAGAGCAAGCUAGCAGAGCAGAGGAACAAGCUGGCUGCCAUGAAGAGGGAGCUGAAGCUGAAGGAGCUGCAGCUGGUGGAGGCCACUCGCCGCCGUUUCCUCAGCCACCAGCAGGAGCAGCGCAGAGCACAGCUGCAGAGAUUGGACGACGAGAUAACCAGAAAGAUGGCGCUGAGAGAUCAGGAGACGGCUGCUGCAGUGCAGGACAUCGAGGUCAGGCAGAUGGAGCUGGACGCCAAGAGACGUCUCUUCGAACAGCAACUGGCGAAGGAGCAGGUGCGAGUCGACCAGGAGGUGGAGGCUGAGCUGGGUGCGCGGCGGCAUCGGGCCGAGCUGGAGGACAUGGCAUUCAGGGACACGCUGCACACCGACACAGGCCUGGCCAGAGACAACAAGAGGGUGCUGGAGGAGUCCCUGGCGGAGGCAAGCCUGCAGGGAGCGGAGCGCGACUGGCAGACGGAGGUGCUGAGGCGUCUGGAGCGGGCGGACGCGGAGCAGGAGAAGCAACAGCAGCUGCUGACCCAGAUGGCUGAGGAGACGCGCGCCAAAGAGGAACAGCUCGUCACGCUCAUGGCCAACAUGGAAGCCAGAAAGUGGGAUGAUGUUGGCCCCCAACAAACCCAGCAGGAGAAGGACAAGAAGAAGGAACAGAAGACUACUGAGCUGCUGGACGCCCUGCAAGAGGACCCCAUCAUUCAAGAGGGACCCCGCACCGACCAACAACACAGACCUCUUCAGCAGCGACAGAUGCCGAAUGAGCCAAGUGAAGACAGCCUGCUGUCUCCCUGUCCAACCAGGGACCCUGGAUGUCAACCACCUUCUCCCCACACGCAGCCCAGUGCAGACACCCCCAUCUGCCUCAACAACCAGUCUCUAUCUCCAGACACCACUUCCACCACCUUCUCUCUGGACCGUGGGCGGGCGGAGCUGGACGGCCGGGAGCGCGUGCUGAUGAGGGAGGUGCUGGAGCUGAGGCAGAAGCUGGCCCGCAGCAAGUCAGCCAGCGGCAGCAUCUACUCCUGCAGCAGCGUCUCGCAGUGACCAGCAGGGGCGCCAAGUCGCAGUGACCAGCCGCUGACUCGUCUUCCAGUGACCUGCUGAAUCAUCUCACUCAGACUUGACCCAUCUCCUCCACUGACCACCAGCACAUUCACCUCCCAAUAAACAAGCUGGCCUGCCACACCAUUACCCAGUGGACGGCAGCAUCAUCUAUCAGUAACCAGUCAAAGCAUUUGACUGUGACCAGAUCAAUCAGCAGCAGCAAUAGUAGCACCAUCCCCCAAUGACCAGGGCUGCGUUUCCCAAAAACCCUUAUGUAGUACUUAAGCCUAGGCUGCCCCUCACACUUAAGUACUACUUAGGCUUAAGUACUACUUAAGGUUUUUUGGGAAACGCAGCCCAGGUCCGUCUUCUUGCUGGGCCAGUUGAACUAUCUCCCAAAGGACCAGAAGAAUCAUCUCUCAAUCACCUGGCAUACCUGGUUCAGUCUGCAGAAACAUCCCCAUGAAGUAAAAUGACUGUUUUUUUUGUUUUGUUAGUUUUUUUCUUUUAGGGUGAAAGGGCAUUAUUUAUGUUGUGCUAUAUCUACUGUAAAACGCCAGACAAUGCAAUUUGUCACACCUCAUUACUGUUUGUAGUUUCCGCACCUUAGACCAGCACAACAGAACAGGACUCGUCAUGUUGUGUUGUCGAGCAUUUUGUGCCUGAAGGCUUUUCUUGUUUAAUGUUUUUUAUUUAUUUGAGAAAGGUGCGUGAAGGUUGACGUCUUAAAUAAAGGCUUGAUUUGGGAAAGAGA
This is a messenger RNA of Engraulis encrasicolus (European anchovy), 4291 nucleotides long. It is a transcript of the gene tbc1d31, whose product is annotated as TBC1 domain family, member 31. Bases 265 to 3537 code for a protein of 1090 amino acids. Gene Ontology annotation, molecular function: protein binding. Gene Ontology annotation, cellular component: centrosome. The transcript has 22 exons. The record is from RefSeq and is a predicted model, not a curated record. Lineage: Eukaryota; Metazoa; Chordata; Actinopteri; Clupeiformes; Engraulidae.